UUGGUGGUGGCACAGGUGACCGCAGACGCUCCGAGUUGUGACAACAUCUCGACGGUCCAAACGAAAACAAAUUAGCCUCUGAAGUGCCAGGUUGUACACGCCGUAGCGGUCUGUGGAAACACACAGAAACCUUAAACUCUUGGAGUUUUUCCCCCUGUUUGAACGCUACUUUUUUUCUUCUGGUAGUGCCUGGCAGGUUUGGUAUUACCAGAGCGCACGAGAGAAGUGGGCACGCACUUUUCCUGAACCUGACUACCUCGUUCUGUCUGACCUUCAGAUCGGAUUGCCAUCCGCUUUCUCCAGCAUCCUGACAUGUAGUCAGCAGCAUAAGCAGAGCGUAUUCCUCCUUGUGAACUAUUUUUCCUCUCAAACAGCUUCCUCUACCUCUCGGGCUGGACUGCGGUGCAUUGACGUCGGCUCGCCCUCCCCUGCCCCCUCGCCCCCCAGCAAUGGCCUCACGCAUCGGCCUGCGGAUGCAGCUGAUGCGAGACCAGCUGCAGCAAGAGGAGCAGCGUGAGAGGCAGCAGCAGCUACAGCAGCAGCAGCAGCAGCAGCAGCAUAAUGCAGCCCUGCAAUACAUGCAGCAACGCAUGGCUGGGCCACCUGCACCCACCCCAGCCAUUAGCACCCCACAGCAUUACCAAAGCAUGCAGGUCCCUGUGGAGGUUCUUAAGGUACAGACCCACCUUGAGAAUCCUACAGACUACCACAUCCGUCAGUCUCUGAAGCAACAGGUGAAGGAAUACCUGUCCACCACCUAUGCCACCAAACAGACGGUCCAUGCAGUAGCAGGGCUGGUGCCGCCCUCUCCUCCCACAAACAUGGGACCUACAGGAGGUUCAGCGUCUGCCCCCCCACCCCUCCACUCCCCACACAUGCGCACCGAGCAGCUUAUGUCUGGAAACAGCGCCCCCAACAGCCCCAUGGCCAUGCUCAACAUUGGCUCCAGCCACGAGAAGGAGAUGGAUGAGGUAAUUGAUGACAUCAUCAGCAUGCAGUCUAAUUACGAUGACAUUCAGGGAUACAUUGACCCUGUCCAAAUGCCAAACACACUCCCCCUUUCUAGCAGUCACCUGGAUGUGUACACAGGUCCUGGAAUGAAGGGGCCAGCCAUAGCAAUGACCAGUAACUCCUGUCCUGCCAACCUGACCAUCAAACGAGAACUGUCAGAUGCAGAAGCCCGUGCGCUGGCCAAGGAGAGACAGAAGAAAGACAACCACAAUCUGAUUGAAAGGAGGAGGAGAUUCAACAUCAAUGAUCGUAUCAAAGAACUGGGCACCAUGAUCCCCAAAACCAAUGACCUUGUGCAUAGUGACGUGCGCUGGAACAAAGGCACUAUAUUGCGGGCGUCUGUAGAGUACAUCAAACGCAUGCAGAAAGAUGUUCAGAGGACCAGAGAGGUGGAAAACAACUUCAAAAGGAUGGAGAUAGCCAACAAACAGUUGUUGCUACGCAUCCAGGAAUUAGAGAUGCAGGCUCGUCUGCAUGGCCUGCCCAGCAACUCCCCCUCUGGCCUGAACCCAAAUGACCUGAUGGCUCCUUAUAUAAAACAAGAAACCAGCCCAGAGGAGAACCUCUCUCACUCCCAGUUACAAGGCCACCACCAGCCCCAGCACUUACCCCAGAACCAGGGUCAUCCUCAGGCCCAGCAGCACCACUUCCUCCCGCAGACCCACCUCCCCCACCAGGGCCAGAAUCAGCUCCAGCCCAGGCAGCUGCCACCACUCCCCCACCACCUUCAGCCUCAGCCACCCAUCCAGUUCCCAUCUGUAGGCAGCUCCCAGCCCUUUGACUUUACCCAGUCGCUGGACUUGUGUGAUGGGAUACCCGGCUUCUCAGAUGGCAUGUCGGGGCUAGGCGACUUGGGCGGACUGGACGUCCAGGGGAGGAGAGGCGAGCUGGGCUUCCUGAUGAUGGAUGAGCCCUUGUCCCCUAUGGGUGGAGACCCGCUGCUCUCUGCGAUGUCCCCAGAAGCCUCGGUGGACUCAAGCCGCAGGUCCAGCUUCAGCAUAGAGGACGGAGACAUACUGUAGACACAUGCGUACACACACACGUUCACUCACACAAGCACAAGCACAUGCAGCGGUUUUAGAGAGGUUGCAGUAAAAAAUGUCACGGUACAUCGGCACAGCACAACACAUUUAAAGCACAUACAAACAGAAAGGAAUCAGCCACCAGACAUGACAUAAUUUCACAUCACACAAUUUGAACUUACACAGAUGACACUCAUUUAUGGUACGAUUGUCUGCCAUUAAUGGCACGAGCAAAAGACGGUACAUAGCACUUGCACAUUUGAAAAUAUUCUGUAUAGUGCAAACGUUUACACACACACAUGCACAGGCACGAGCGCACACAGACAUACACAC
Molecule: messenger RNA, 2366 nt
Organism: Morone saxatilis (striped sea-bass)
Lineage: Eukaryota; Metazoa; Chordata; Actinopteri; Moronidae
Gene: tfeb
Product: transcription factor EB
Exons: 12
Coding region: 450-2033 (527 amino acids)
Biological process (GO): regulation of transcription by RNA polymerase II; positive regulation of DNA-templated transcription; humoral immune response
Cellular component (GO): nucleus
Molecular function (GO): RNA polymerase II cis-regulatory region sequence-specific DNA binding; protein dimerization activity; DNA-binding transcription factor activity, RNA polymerase II-specific
Source: RefSeq, a predicted model, not a curated record